AUGGUAUCCUGUCUGAGAACCAUUGGAGUCAUCACCAAACUGGAUCUCAUGGAUGAAGGAACAGAUGCCAGGGAUGUUCUAGAGAAUAAGCUGCUGCCACUUCGCAGGGGUUACGUGGGGGUGGUAAACAGGAGCCAGAAGGACAUAGAUGGGAAGAAGGACAUAAAGGCUGCCAUGUUGGCAGAAAGGAAAUUUUUUCUCUCACACCCGGCUUACAGACAUAUUGCUGAUCGGAUGGGGACCCCACACCUUCAGAAGGUCCUUAAUCAGCAACUUACCAACCACAUUCGAGACACCCUGCCCAACUUCAGGAACAAACUACAGGGCCAGUUGCUGUCCAUAGAACAUGAAGUAGAAGCCUACAAAAACUUCAAGCCAGAGGACCCAACCCGGAAGACCAAAGCAUUGCUGCAGAUGGUUCAACAAUUUGCUGUGGAUUUUGAGAAGAGAAUUGAAGGGUCAGGGGAUCAAGUAGACACCUUGGAGCUCUCAGGGGGUGCUAAAAUCAAUCGUAUAUUCCACGAACGCUUUCCUUUUGAGAUAGUAAAGAUGGAGUUCAAUGAGAAAGAAUUGCGAAGAGAAAUAAGCUAUGCAAUCAAAAACAUACAUGGUAUCAGGACAGGGUUGUUUACUCCAGACAUGGCAUUUGAAGCAAUUGUCAAAAAACAAAUUGUAAAGCUGAAGGGGCCUUCCUUGAAGAGUGUAGAUCUGGUAAUACAAGAAUUAAUCAACACUGUCAAGAAGUGUACCAAAAAGCUGGCAAACUUCCCCAGACUCUGUGAGGAAACGGAAAGGAUUGUUGCUAACCAUAUUCGUGAGCGAGAAGGGAAGACAAAGGACCAGGUGCUGCUGUUGAUCGACAUCCAAGUCUCCUACAUCAACACCAACCAUGAAGAUUUCAUUGGCUUUGCAAAUGCUCAGCAGAGAAGCAGUCAGGUUCACAAGAAAAACACAAUUGGAAAUCAGGGAACCAAUCUUCCGCCUUCAAGGCAAAUUGUGAUUCGCAAGGGAUGGCUAACCAUCAGCAACAUUGGCAUCAUGAAAGGAGGCUCUAAGGGAUACUGGUUUGUCCUUACUGCUGAGAGUUUGUCCUGGUACAAAGAUGAUGAGGAAAAAGAAAAGAAGUAUAUGCUUCCCUUGGACAACCUGAAAGUUCGGGAUGUGGAAAAAAGCUUUAUGUCUAGCAAGCACAUCUUUGCACUCUUUAAUACAGAACAAAGGAAUGUAUACAAAGACUACCGCUUCCUUGAGCUGGCAUGUGAUUCGCAGGAGGAUGUAGACAGCUGGAAGGCAUCUCUACUGAGAGCUGGAGUUUAUCCUGAUAAAUCUUUAGGGAACAACAAAACUGAAAAUGAUGAGAAUGGCCAAGCAGAAAACUUUUCUAUGGACCCACAAUUGGAGAGACAAGUGGAGACUAUUCGCAACCUUGUAGACUCCUAUAUGUCUAUUAUCAACAAAUGUAUCCGAGACCUAAUCCCCAAAACAAUAAUGCACCUUAUGAUCAAUAAUGUUAAAGAUUUCAUAAAUUCCGAGCUCCUAGCGCAGUUAUAUUCUUCAGAGGACCAAAAUACCCUGAUGGAGGAAUCUGCGGAGCAGGCUCAGCGCCGGGACGAGAUGCUUCGAAUGUACCAGGCCCUUAAAGAAGCCCUCGUGGUCAUCGGUGAUAUCAACACAGCCACGACAUUCACACCCGCACCACCACCCGUGGACGACUCCUGGAUCCAGCAUUCCCGCAGGUCCCCCCCUCCAAGCCCCACCACCCAGAGGAGGCCGACGCUGAGUGCACCCCUCCCGCGACCCACGUCCGGCCGGGGACCCGCACCCGCCAUCCCCUCCCCGGGACCCCACUCAGGGGCGCCGCCAGUACCUUUCCGGCCCGGCCCAUUACCUCCUUUCCCCAACAGCAGUGACUCGUUCGGGGCGCCUCCGCAGGUUCCGUCUCGGCCCACUAGGGCCCCUCCCAGCGUCCCGAGGCAGUUACGAUCAGAUGGCAUGUUUUUCAAUGACUUCAGAGAUUCAUGGCACAGCAUGAUCCAUGGCUCUUUCACCUCUAAAUUUUCUGUAAGCAGCCAGCUCCAAGAAUGAGCUGCUGGACGCUUCUUCCUCCCUCUGAUUUAUCAGUUACAAGGAAAAAAUCAGAAGUGAAAUUUAGCUUACUAGAGCCCCUUCUGCCAAUAAAUAGCCAGGAAAUUAAACAUGAAAAUGUAAAUGCUGCAUUUUUCACUCGGAAUAUGCAUUAUAUGCCUAUCUCCAGUUGUAUGAGAGAGGAACUGAAAAUUUAACUGAGAGUUUGAUGGCUGUUGUCUACUUGUCAUAAUUUUUAUUACUGCUUAAAUAUAGAAUUUUUAAAUGCCGGACAUUGAAACCCUGAGCUUACUGUAGCCAACAUCUUGUAACCAUUGUCUAGGGGAACCUCUGAAUCUAAACACAUAUUUACACCCUUUAGUUGCCAAAUGAAAUCCAUCUGGCUUACUUUAUGCUAUUUCCAAAAGAAUAUUACACUUUUAGUCUGGCCAGUAUUUUUAAAUGUAGGAGAGGAGGUGGGGGGUGGGGGGCGUGUUGGAAAGGCCCUGGGUUUGUUAAUCUGCCUGUGUACUGAUGCCACAUUACCAGUAUUUAGAUGAAGUUUAAGCUCAUGUGGCAACUUUGACCAGAAAUAGAAUUCCUGCAGAGGGCAGUGUCGAAAGCCCCAGGCAGGCUCAUUAUGGCAUCAUACUUUCUUUUCUUUCUGGCUACUUUUCAGGCAUCAGAGCCACACGGUAGGCAAAUCCACAAAGAACGAGUGCUCUAAUUUCUGAAAUUAUUUUUUAACCAUUCCCAUAAACACAAGGAACUGUCCACUCCUGUUUUCCAGCCAAAAUUAUCAGCUCACAUGAAUUGUAGAAAGAACACAUUCCAUCCAAGGACCAGAGGGAAAGAUGCUUAAUCAAAAUGGUAAAUGGCAAAAUUCUCAGUUGCUCAUGGUCAAUGACAAGGCCAGGCCUUCUUGAUUUUAAUUGCUCAGACACAUGAAGACUUCAUAAAGUCAGCAUUUUCCCCCAUUGAGAUUAAACACUGAAAAACGGGAUAAUACUGUUCUUGCUGCUGUUAUGAGAACCCAGUAAAUGUGUAAGUUAAUAUAAAAUUUAGAAGUAAACUUUAUCCUUUUUCUGCUUUUGUUUUGUUUUUGAGAAAGAAAGAAUAAGGGAAAGACUAGAUAACCACCAACUAGAUAUAUCACCACAAGUGAAUCCCCAAGUGUCAGUGGCAAUUUUGAAACCCAAGAGAAAGGAGACCUCAGGUGGCUCUGAAUAUGAUUUGAAAAAUAAUCUUAUUUUACAAUCAAAUAUGCCAGUUGCCUCCACCAUGUAAAUAGAUACCUGUAUUAGGUUUCAGAUUUUCAUGAGCAGCUUUAUCUACAUUUCAGUAUAUUUUACAUUCAUCUAGCAUGAGACUUUUUAUGAUAAAAGGAGAUGGGAAAGCCUUUUUUAAAGAUAUUUUGCAGCCCAGAGAAUCUAAAAUGGAAUUAUUCCACUUGGAAAUGGAUAAUUAUGUAAGGUAUAUUCUGUACCAUGUGCAUUUUUAAACUUUAUAUUAGGAUUGCUUUUGAAGCCAAUUUUAAGAGUGAAUGCAGUUUUUCCCCUCAAAUAAAUCUCCUCCUAGUCUCGUGCUCAAGUGUUUUCGCCAGAAAGUCUGCACUCUGCUUUGCCUUUUAGACCACCAUUCAUGGAGUAAAGCUAUAAAAAUGAGGAAAACGUCUACUUAUUUCUAAAAGAACUAGAAUUUCUUUUUACUUCUUAACAGUAUUGGAAAGUAUUUUAAUAACUAAAAUAAUAAAACUUCAUGUGAGGCCAA
Molecule: messenger RNA, 3834 nt
Organism: Odocoileus virginianus texanus
Lineage: Eukaryota; Metazoa; Chordata; Mammalia; Artiodactyla; Cervidae
Source: RefSeq, a predicted model, not a curated record